Messenger RNA from Cygnus atratus (black swan), 1685 nucleotides. RefSeq names its product coiled-coil domain containing 125 (gene CCDC125). Bases 157 to 1677 code for a protein of 506 amino acids. Lineage: Eukaryota; Metazoa; Chordata; Aves; Anseriformes; Anatidae. The record is from RefSeq and is a predicted model, not a curated record. The transcript is spliced from 12 exons. Gene Ontology annotation, biological process: negative regulation of cell motility; negative regulation of Rho protein signal transduction. Gene Ontology annotation, cellular component: cytoplasm.
UUGUUGUUACGUGUUUUAGAUCCUAUCUUUUUAAUCAAAGUUCGGUGAGGCUGACAGGAAUGUUUGAGAGGAAGCGAAAGUCUUUCUGCAGAGCAUCUUCAGGUGCUGUUAGCGCAUCAGCAAAUCAACCCGUGUGCACAAGGACCGUGAGUGGAAAUGGUGGGAGAAAUCUGGAGCUUCCUUGCUGGAUCGCGACCAAACAUGGUAAAUUACCUGUUGGCAGGGAAGGGGCGCUGUCCACGCGGGCAAAGUGACGCGCGCUCGAUUAAAAGAGAGAAAAAGCAAACAAAGCAGGAGGAAGGGAAGAUGGAGGAAGCAGAAGAGGAUGACAUGGCAUGCGGAGACUUGGGAAACGGACUGGGGAGAAGACCUGGAGCUGCAUACGAAGGGGAAAAUGCACAAAACUAUUCGUUUAGAUCCAGGAAGGGAUCUGGAAAGGCUUGCAAUAGUUUCUUGUCAACGAAGAGAGUGGAGGAAAAUGAAGCUGCUCUUCCCUGCUCCAAGCGAAACAGCUUUUACGAUGGAUCAUCCAAAAACCCUGUUACUAGUUUGACCCAACAAAAGAGCUCCGUAUCUCAUAUUCUAGUAUCUCCUAUCAAUUUUACAAAAUCCAGUACUGAAAUGUCAAAUGAAGAACUGAAGCAACAACUUCGAGAAGCUCUAGAGGAAAUUGAAAUUUUGAAAGUUGAGCUUGAAGCUUCUCAAAGACAGCUUGAAGGAAAAGAUGAAGCCCUAAGAAUUCUGCAGAGCAUGGCAGUAUUUAAUAAAGCCACUAGUCAUACAAAAGCAAUGCUUCAAAAAACUGAGGAAGAAAAGAGAACUUUAGAAAAGGAAAUAAACAUUUUGCAAUGGGAAAUUGAAUUUGAUCAGGAUAGAUUUAAAAACAUAGAAGAUACAUGGACAGAAAAAUAUGACAGGAUAUAUUGUGAAAACGCAGCUCUUAAGGAAGCAUUGAAACUGAGAACUGAGGAAGUUAAAACGCUUAAGUCUGAAAAUGCAAUCCUGAAUCAGCAGUGCUUGGAAUUUCUUGCGAUGCUGGAUGUGAACAAACAGAAGGUUGUUCAGGAAAACAUGUCCCUGAAUAGAAGCAACAUCACAGAUAUUACCGGUCUCGAACUGGCAGUUCUUGGAGCCUGCACCUGCAAUACUUCUGGGGGUCAACCUUGUUCCUGUGCUAAAAUGGCAGCUGUCACUCGAAAACAACUUCUUCAUCUCAAGCAAGAGAUCGAACUUCUGAAGAAGAGUAAAGAUGAAGCUUAUAUAAUGGCAGAUGCCUUCAGAAUUGCAUUCGAACAGCAGUUAAUGCAGCGAAAGGACCAAGCUCUGAGACUUGCAGAAGUGAUAAAGAUUAAAAAGGAAACAAAAUUUAUAAACUGGAAACGUCUGAAAGAGGAUGGGUCUGUCAAGUUACAAGGGAACAAUAAUCUCGGACAGAAAUUAUCAAGCCUGCUCUCAUCAGACGUGGACAGCAGGAAAGUUGAAGAACUAGACAACCCUCAUGAAAUCCUGAAGAUAUUAAUAGAUUUGAUAAAUGACAAAGAGGAGGCCUUGGCUCAUCAGAGAAAGGUUAGUUACAUGCUAGCCCGUGCGAUGGAGCUUAAAGAGAAGGCCUGGGCAGAAGAUACAGAAGGCCACCAAGGCAAAGCUGUGCAGCCCCUGGGGCCCUCGGGGCCCUGACGCGUGGG